AUGCAUGGCCAGGUCGCCCAGAACUACAUGGAUGCGUGGGCGCUGGAUGCCGUCCCCACCACCCCUGAAGUUGGUGGCCCGUCCAACUGGGACUCGCUGGCCAGUGACCACUCACACAGCCUUUCAAGGACUCUCACUGACUCUCUGCCUUCCCAGUCUGUGGUUCCGCAGGGACGAAAUGACACGGCCUCUGCUGCUUGCUUAAUUUUAAAACAACUACCAACCCCAUUUCACUCAUAG
Akanthomyces muscarius is the source of this 240-nucleotide messenger RNA. RefSeq lists its product as uncharacterized. The transcript has 3 exons. Lineage: Eukaryota; Fungi; Ascomycota; Sordariomycetes; Hypocreales; Cordycipitaceae. The record is from RefSeq and is a predicted model, not a curated record. The coding region runs from base 1 to 240 and encodes 79 amino acids.